AAAAGAGCAAGCGAUGGCAUAAAAGUUGACAGCUUUGUGGAAAAGAAGCGGCGUCAGUAGAAUUUAUUGCUGUGUGCGACAAAUUUGCGUGCAGUGUUGAGAGUGUUGAAUAAAGUUUGAACAAAUUAUAUAGAAUUAAUCGAAAGUAUAAUAACUUAAUUAUUAAUGAGAAUAGAAUAGCUAAACAAUAGUGUAGCAGAAAAAUUGUGCAAGAGUGUGUUAAAUAAGCACCAGAAUGAUGAUCAACACACUGCUAGAGCAUGUUCCCAUAAAACUGGAAGUGCCGGAUAAUGGCGACGACAGAGACGCAGAAAACAAUGGCAAAGAGAAAAACAAAAAUUUGAAAACGAAUGGAAAUAAUGCAGUAGUUGAGGAAGAGGACAGUGGUGGUGAUGAGGACGAUGACGAUGAAGAUUCUGACGAGGAUGACUCGGAAACGGAUCUGCUUGAGGAAGAUGAUGAAGAGACACUGGUGCCCAUAAGUAGCGAUGAAGAAGCUGAAUUGGAGGCACAACGUAUAAUAUUCCACGAACUGAUCCAAAAGAGUUUGCAAUUGCCAACGGUUGCAGCUAACAGCUCAGCAGGAAGUGGUAAAAAAGUAAAUGCAUCAAAAAUAGUUCGUGAACGUAGUGUUUCGAGUUGUGCCAGCGUUAGUAGUAAGACUUCAAUUGUUUCCUGCUCUUCUGCCUCAACCAAUGAAAGCAAGCAUUCAAAAGGCGCAGCGGUACCAAAGCAAAAGCAAGAUCCCCCAAUUAAACAACAUGUAACAAGCAGGAUUUGUGGAAAUGCAAAGAACGCCGAAUCGGAAUCGGAACAAGAGGAUAGUGCUAAGGGUUCACCACGAACGCGUGCAUCAUCAACUUGUUCCGUGGCAUCAUCGCUAGUCACACCCUCGUGUCAAACGGAAUCCUGUGGCAACAUUUAUGUGUACGAAGAACAACAAAAACUCAUUUUUAAUUGCAGUUUUUGCGAUUUACCUUACGGCGACAUGUUAACAUUCGCAAGGCAUUUACACGAUGCACACAAACUCUUCCAUGAAGAAGAAGAUGCGACAAUACCAAUGCCGGCGCGUAAAAGUGCACGCAACCUGUCGAAUCAACAGGCAGAAAAUAAGGCGCAAGCGCAGGACAACCCAAAUGUUGUGAGAGUAAAAACGGAAUUCAAUGCUUGUCAGGACAAAGUGUGCGAUGACGCCUCAAGUACGCAUUCAAUGUCUCCAGUUCCUGUGGAUGCGACACUUGAAUCAUGCGGAAAUGUCUUUAUUUUAAAUGACAAAAAACUUUUCCUAAUUUGUGGUCACUGUGAAUGCAAAUAUGCGACAUUGGAGCUGUUUCAUAAACAUUUGCGGCAACAACAUAAGUUGUUUACUGGGCCAGUCAAAGAAAUUAAUGUUUUGCCCAAGCAGGAGAUUAAGGUCGAAGCGACUGACGAAAUGUCGCAGUCAAGCCGAAUCAGUGCAACGGCCAUUGAAAGCGAAAAGCAGCGUAAAGCAAGUGUGGAAGCCAUGACCGAUUCGCCAGUGAUGGUAGUGGUGCCAAUGGCGCAGAACUUAGAUAACAAUGAUAUUUUAGCGACGACGGUAGGAGUGCAGAUACCAGAAACGCCACCUCCGGACGAAGAAAAAUCAUUGGAGAAAUCUAAAGAAAAUACGGUAAAUGACGAGGCGGUAGCAAUGGUUAUUGAAGAUACUGUUAUGGAACAACAACAGCAAACAAUCUUGGAAAGUGAAAAAGUAGGGGAAGAAGUUUGUAAACAGUUGUCAACAAGUGAAAUACCUCCAUCGGCUGAGGAGCAUGCGCAAUUGCCAAUCGAACAACAGGUGGAAGUAAAUGAGCAGGCUACAACGGCAAGUCCAGAAAGACCAGAGGAGGAAAAGUUAGUAGUAGAGGAAGAGAGAGAAGUUGGCGAAGAAAAAUCUACGACAAAACGUAAAAGAAAACGCAAAGCGGUAUUUUCAAGGCGUUCACCCCCAAAGAGACGUGCCGCUGCAACGAACAAGCUUAACUCAGCAAACUUGUUACCAAACGAUGAAGACAUUGCCAAUGUCGCUGUUCAAACAACCAAUGAAAUUUGUUCUUUACCGGUGAAAAAUGUUGAUGCUGAUGCUGAUGCAAAUAUAGAAAAUAGGGUCGAGGUAGAUUCUCAAAGACCUGAAGAAGCUGUUUCUGUAUCGGCUGACGAAACUAGAAAGUCUAUAGAAAUUCGUAUGUCCCACGAAGAACCUAUAGAAACUGCGAACAAUGCGCACACUCAUACGACUAUAGAAGUUCCAGGUGAAAGUAUUGCUAUUGUAAACUCUGAAGACGUCAAGAAAACUAAAGGUAGGGCCGCUACUAAAAGUCAAAUUCGUCCAAAGUCCACAUCAAAGAGGACACGUAAAUGCAAAAAAUCUGACAACGAGCCCAAACAAUCAUCUUUACCUACUAAGGCCGGCCCGUCAUCAAAGACUUCGUCGCCAGUUUCUUCUACGAAUUCAUCGACUGAUGUUGCUGAGACAAAAACUGAUACGUCCGUGGUGUCUAAGAAAUCUGUUUCAGGACCGAUGCGAACCACCUCCUACUCAGAGACUCAUAAGUUACGUUACGCCUGUAACCAGUGCCCAAAAUCAUUCAGCAAGUCGCCGCGUUUAGCUGAGCACAAGCGUCUGCAUACGGGCGAGAAACCGUUCAGUUGCGACGAGUGCGGCAAAACGUUCCGCAUCAAAAGGCGUCUCAGUGAGCAUAAAAUGCGUCAUCUCAAAGUGAAAGCGUACAAGUGUGAAACUUGUGGUUUACCGGUGGCCACCAAGCAGGACCUCAGACUUCAUCAACGCCAUCACACCAAUGAUCGUCGAUACACUUGCACCGAAUGUUCCAAAGCCUUUGUGCGUAGCUCUGAUUUGAAAAUACACAAAAGAGUUCAUACGGGCGAGAAGCCAUUCGUAUGCGAGAUUUGUCAGAAAACAUUUCGAGCCAACCAGAAUCUGCACGUGCAUCGGCGCUCGCACAUGGGUGAAAAGAAUUAUAAAUGUGAUUAUUGUGACAAACGCUUCAUGCGAAAUAUAGACCGUAAGGUGCAUCAUCGUACACAUACAGGUGAAAGACCAUUCAAAUGUGAAAUUUGUGGACGUUGCUAUUCAUCACGCGCUCAUGUACGUUCACACAUACAACGAGAACAUGUGGAGAAUGCAGGUGAGGCGAAGAGUGAGCGCAAGAAAUCGGAACGUAAAACGAAACCACCCGAGGAUGAACUUGUGAAACAGCAACAACUCAUUGAUGAAUUACAAGAGCAAAUACUGCAAUGUUUGAAAACUGAUGAUUUGGAGGAGGAAGAUGUUUUGCCAACGACGAAGAAUGAAAAACCCACUGAAAUAAAAAAGCAGAAACGUCAAAAAUCAACUCCAAGGUCUUCGCCAGCACUAAAGAAAGCAGUGGAUGUCAAUUUGUCGACACCUUCACCACGUCAACAAGCACAAAACUCCCCAUCGAUUGGGGUGCAACAGGUAUCCGUAACUGUGUCAAUGCAAGUGCAAAAGGAUGUGAGCAUAGGCGAUGAGCCCAUGCCGGAGAAAGAGAAUGCCGCCAAAAUCGUGGGCGGUGUCGCAGCACCACUGAACAAAAACGCAAAGAAUGAGCGUAAAAUUACGAGCUAUUUCACUGUGUUGGGACAAAAAACAGAAAUUUAAAGACUUGCACAUUUCAAAUGGAAUAAAACACAGAAUAUUAUUUUACAAUUCAUAGUGGUUACGUAAGAUAAGGAAUACAUAGAUUUAUCUAAGACAACGUUACAUAUUUAGAAUUCUCAAAUCAUAUAUUAUAAAGAAAUAGAUAUAUUUUCAUAUAAGUCACCGCAUUCAAAAAAAAAAAAUAUGCAAAUGCAGCACUGUCAAAGAAACACAAAACGAAUUCAUGUAAAAGACCUCGCCUAUAAACUGUUAAAAACUCAUUUCAUAUAUUUUGAGAUGUUGAGUUUUUUGUUGAACUUAUAUUGAAUAUGACCACUUGCUUGUGGUUUUGCUAAAUUUAUCAUUACUUUAAAUACUUAUUUCCUGAUAUUACACAAAGUUGCUUCAGUGCCAACUAAUAUUCCAUGAACAAAAUAUGCAACAACUAUUUUAUUUAGCUUAACUGCUAUACCAACUCGCUUCUUUUGAGUUACUGAAAACAAAAAAGUCAACAAAGUGUGUUUCAACACAUACUCAUACCAUAACACACACACUUACAAUGCAUACCAUUUACUUUAUAUAAUAUUAUACUCAUUAAAUUAAAAAUACAUUCAUAAGUUCGUUUUAAUUUUAGCAUACUUUUUAACUAUGUACGAACUUUUGUAGCGUUGCACGGUUUAAUUCUAAUGCAUACCUAGUUUUAAUUAUUUUUUGUAGCUUUUAAACGAAACGCUCAAUUUAUGGAUUUAUUUGCUCAAAAACUUAUAUUCGUAAAUGAUUUAAAUACAUUCUUUCCAGAAUUAAUUUAAGUUCGCCGCUGGGUGAACGAACAGAAAAUACUUAAAAGACAAAGGAAACGCAAAAACACACCGAUGUGAUGUCAAUGUCACGUUAAAUGAAUUAUCUAGUUGCCGCGUCCGAAUAUGCAUAUAUGUUUGGGAGUAGGGUGUUUGAAAACGCCAGCUACCAUCCCAUGUCCUCAGCUGCAGCAGAAAUAUGCGAGCUGCUGCCUGAGCGCUUGGGGUGUGUGCACAGCACAGGGGUGGCCGGGAUACUUUGUCCGCUUCAAUGUGCUGUUGUUUGAAAGGAAGCGUUCGCUUCAACCCCCGGCAUAUAUGUGUGUAUGUAUGCAUAUGUUUGAGAUACACGCUUUGCCGUACUUGUGAAAAUAGUGCGUGUAGAGAGACGAUUAAGUCUUUGAUUACACAAUUUUUUUCAAUACU
Molecule: messenger RNA, 4866 nt
Organism: Anastrepha ludens (Mexican fruit fly)
Lineage: Eukaryota; Metazoa; Arthropoda; Insecta; Diptera; Tephritidae
Product: zinc finger protein 37 homolog
Exons: 3
Coding region: 236-3664 (1142 amino acids)
Biological process (GO): regulation of transcription by RNA polymerase II
Molecular function (GO): RNA polymerase II cis-regulatory region sequence-specific DNA binding; DNA-binding transcription factor activity
Source: RefSeq, a predicted model, not a curated record